AUGACUAAGGUGGAUAACGAAAAGCCAUCGAGAGAAACACUGCAAGUCCUAGCUUACGAAAGAAUAUCGGACUUCUUCCAAAAGCACGCAGAUGAUGUAUGCGAAGUUGAAAUCCUGCCUCCUGCCAUCCAGCCUCGAGAUGGAGUUUCGUUACAGGAUGGCUUGAACUUGGGUAUUCCAAAGAAAGCCUUAGCAUUGGCUUACCUAGAAGCUAGACGACGCUUCUUCGACAGCAAGGGUUACAAUGACUACACUUCGAUGGCGUUGCAGGCAACCAAGAUCAUGCUCCUCUUUGACCCAGAGCACCUUACAGCCGCGAAUUACCGUAAGCACUGGCUGAACAGGCUGAAAGCUGAGACUGGCUCCCAGUUUGGAUCGGCCUUUCACACGGCCCUACGUCAAGAACAGAAGUUUUUAAACACCAUCCUCACAUCGCCCCUACACCGACAGACCAAAUCACCGACCCUAUGGUACCACCGACUAUGGGUUAUGAAUCCGCUUUCUACAAUUGAGCUGGGAAAUGCGGACGACAGUCAGUGUGUCGAUUUUUGGCGUGCCGAGCUGGCUACUGUUUGCAAAUCGGGAGAGCGCCAUCCCAAGAACUAUUAUGCUUGGCAGUAUGCCCGGAGACUCAAGCCAAGGAUGGUGUCCGCAAGGGAAGAGGACUUUAUUGAUGUCUUGAAAGAGUGGUGCUGCAGAAAUCCAAGCGAUAUCUCUGGGUGGACGUUUCUCCUCGUCCUUCUCUCCGGGUCAGAGAAUGCCAAGAAAGUCUACGACACGUUGAGAGAUGUCAUGAUAUACACAAUCAAACUUCAAGCAGAGCAAGAGUCGCUUUGGUUCUUCAUUCGAACGGUGGCAGUGCAAUAUAUUACUCAGGAAGAGUAUAUGGAGCUGUGUGUAUUGAUACAAGGGCAAGGCACCGGAGCGGGUUCCAAUGAGGCCGCUUUCAUGGCGCCAGAUCAGAACUUUGGCAUAUCACGGUGGUCAAGACUGAUGACUCAAUUUUUGCAUCUGAGGGGCGAUUUAGUAUAUCCCUCAUGA
Molecule: messenger RNA, 1041 nt
Organism: Plenodomus lingam JN3
Lineage: Eukaryota; Fungi; Ascomycota; Dothideomycetes; Pleosporales; Leptosphaeriaceae
Biological process (GO): protein prenylation
Cellular component (GO): cytoplasm
Molecular function (GO): protein prenyltransferase activity
Source: RefSeq, a predicted model, not a curated record